This is a messenger RNA of Pelodiscus sinensis (Chinese soft-shelled turtle), 1637 nucleotides long. NCBI's taxonomy places the organism in Eukaryota, Metazoa, Chordata, Testudines, Trionychidae. The record is from RefSeq and is a predicted model, not a curated record.
ACUCUGAAGUAGACAAUCAUUUGGCCAUGGUCUUAUUUGUAUGACUAUUGACAGUUAGCAUUGAGAAUUAAACUAAGUUAUUUUCGAAUAGACAGUAACCCUUAUCAGGGGUGCUAGUAGUAGGGGUGAGGCAGCAUCCCUGGGUUUGAAGUGGUUUCCAUCAUAUACAGGGUUUACCGUUUGGGUCAGUCACUCGGAGCACACCCCUCCCCCACUAUACAAAUUGUUCCAGCAUCCUUGGAACAGUUUCUCAUAUGAAGGAGGAGAGAAAUAAAAAGACUUCUAUGUCUGUCUUCUGUUCCCUUGUGGUUAGCUAUCAGCUAGCUAUUGUCAGUUCAGGCAUAGACUUGCUUGAAACAGGUUUAUACAUUAAGAAGCAAUGUGUUUCCAUAGCAGCUAUAGUCUAAUUUUUUUUUCCUCACUUGACUUUUUUUGCUCCUUAUCAGUUUUGAAGGGCAAUAUUAAACAACAAAAAGCAUAUUUAGGUCAAAUAAAGAAGCGUUUACUAGUACGAACUCUGUGCUAAGCAUUCUGGGAGAGCUCUUUCUUGCAGCAGAUGAGGGUUCUUUGUGGCUGGCAGCAGAAACUGCAGCACUGUCGUCGCAAUUUCUUUUUAUCUUGGAUAUGUUCUGAAGAUUUAGGAAUCAAGCAGUUUUUUCACUAUAUGGAAUACUUUUUUAGCUGUAUCAUACAGUAAUAGAAUGUGGGUGAAAGCAUCCUGUUGGAGAGUGUUACAGUAGAGCUGUCAUUUUGUUUUUCCAUCACUCUAUUUUAUUUUUUAAGGCUGGAUUUUUGACAGUCUCAUAUUUAACUGAACAGGAUUGCAUUAUAAUAGCUGGUGGCUUUUAUUUUAGUGAUAUACUUGAUCCUGGACCUGAAGAUGAUGCAAAGGAUGAUUGUUCCUUUUGAGCAAAGGAAGACAGUCUGCAAAUGGAGUCAGGAUUGCUAGAAAUGUAAAUUCAACACAUUUGGAAUGGGUUGCACUACUAGUGUGGUUCUGUUUAAAGGCAUUCGUACAGUUAUUGAGAGAAACUGUGCUUAUAUUUGCAAACAACACGGAGAAAAUAAUGCCCUUGAAUAUACAGCACACAGUUUGACCCAUGAGGAUACAGGACUGUUGAUUCAUUCAUGCCUGGCAAAACCAAAACUAAUUGAGCCAAUAGACUAUGAAAAUGUCAUUGUUCAAAAGAAAACACAAAUUUUAAAUGAUGCGUUACGUGAGAUGCUACUUUUCCCUUAUGAUGACUUCCAGACAGCAUUAUUGAAACGUCAGGGUCGAUAUAUAUGUUCUACUGUUCCUGAAAAUGCAGAAAAGGAAGCUCAAAGCUUGUUUGUGACUGAGUGCAUCAAAACCUACAACUCUGACUGGCAUGUUGUUAAUUAUAAAUAUGAAGAUUACUCAGGAGAGUUUCGACAGCUUCCAAAUAAAGGGACCAAAUCAGAGAAACUUCCUGUUCAUGUGUAUGAAGUUGAUGAAGAAGCAGAUAAAGAUGAGGUAAGCAUACAAUCUAUUUCCUUCUAUUCUGUAACAUUAUUUCAUUUGAAAGAAUUACUUCAAUUUUGAUAUGGAGUAAAAAAAAUAGAGAUUUAUAGGCUCACUUUUAGACUUUAAAUAAGGUUUGAAAGUAGAAAUCUGU